Letharia columbiana is the source of this 1776-nucleotide messenger RNA. RefSeq lists its product as uncharacterized. Bases 1 to 1776 code for a protein of 591 amino acids. NCBI's taxonomy places the organism in Eukaryota, Fungi, Ascomycota, Lecanoromycetes, Lecanorales, Parmeliaceae. The record is from RefSeq and is a predicted model, not a curated record. Gene Ontology annotation, molecular function: nucleic acid binding; exonuclease activity. The transcript has a single exon. Gene Ontology annotation, cellular component: nucleus.
AUGUUCUCUUCGAUUGGCCUGUUCAAACACAUUGAUUGCCCUGAGCAUCCGCACUGCUCCCUCUCGAACUGCAUCUUUGCGCAUCGUAGUGUCUCGGAAGUUGCGCCAGCGACUGUAUCUCUGUCAGAGGGAAGACUAGGAGAAGCGGACAUUGACCAGAAUGGGCCUCGCAAGAGGCGGCGGCUUACUCUUCCGGUCACAGCAUCGAGGGAAAUCCCCCCACCAGCUCGAGGAGUGCAAACUAAAGCUGUUGAAAACGGCCCGGCGUCUCUGAACGAGUCCUCUACCAGCCCAAAGCCUGAAAUUACAUCGCUACCAGCUAAGACUGUCCAAGUGUCUCUCAACCCGAAGAUGAUAAAAAAUCCGCCAGCCGCUCACGGAGUCCGUAUACAACUUAUCACCAUGAUUCACGAGCAAAUGGUCCGGCUUAACGAGGAGGUUCAAGAUUCGUCACAAAAUGUGCUUAGACUCUCUCCUCAAGAGCUGAUCAUUGGAGCUCUGGAAGAGGAGGAGAGUAUAGCCAAGCAAAAUCCAGCGGUCUAUCUGAACAUCAUCAAAUUGCGAAUCACUAAAUUGAAGAAGAUGAAACUCGCUGAGUGGAAGGAAGAGAGACUGAAGCAGAUUGCCAAACGCGCGCCGGUUGAGCUGGUUGCCAGGACCGAAAGUACUCCCAAAAUCAUCGAGACAGGCCUAUCUUCCUCCCAAGAAAUCGCCUUUUUGUCUAAGCUCCUCGCAAAACAAGGUGACUUGGCUCGGCAUGGAUAUGUUCCUUAUGCACUAAGUGAUGAAGAGAUUGCGCAGGCUCGUUUAGGGGUCGAAGCAGCCCAAGGCUGGGAGCAGUGUGACAGAUGUAAAAAUCGUUUCCAAGUCUUCCCAGGGAGAAGAGAGGAAGAUGGAGCUUUGACUUCUGGAGGCACGUGCACGUACCAUCCUGCGAAGCCUCGAAGGCCACAAGCGAAAGAUAAAGCAGACAAAGGCCACAAGGAAGCAAUCUAUGCCUGUUGCAAUGAGACCGUUGCGGAGUCUGCCGGAUGCACCCAGGCGACUACACAUGUGUUCAAGAUUUCAGAGCCAAAGCGGCUAGCCUUAAUAAUGCCUUUCAAGGAGACUCCGCCCAAGGUACUGACGCCGGGGCCCAACAUGGCUGUUUGCCUUGACUGCGAGAUGGGUUACACGACCCUGGGGCUGGAACUGAUUCGUCUUACAGCAACAGCUUGGCCGAAUGGCGAGGAUCUUCUUGAUGUGCUUGUCAGACCCCUGGGCGAGGUUCUGGAUCUAAACUCGCGCUUUUCUGGAGUUUGGCCAAAGGACUACGCGAACGCUUUGUCCUACGAAUGCAUAUCUGUCGAUGAGGAAAAGCCGUCCAAAGGUAGUGAGCAGCGGUUGCGAAUUGUCGAAUCGCCCACCAUUGGCCGCGACCUGCUGUUUGAACAUUUGACACCAGAGACCCCACUAAUUGGGCAUGCGCUGGACAAUGACCUAAACGCUACUCGUAUCAUCCACCCCUCCAUCGUUGAUACCGUCCUCCUGUUUCCUCAUCCCCGCGGUCUCCCCCUUCGGUUCGGUCUCAAAGCGCUCAUGAAAAAGCAUCUUGAUCGAGACGUUCAAAUGGGAGGUGAUCAGGGUCAUGACUCGAAAGAAGACGCACGGGCUGCAGGAGAUUUGGUUAAAUUCAAGGUUAGCGAGAUGUGGAAGACCAUGAAGCGAGAUGGGUGGACGGAAAGGAACACCGAAUUCUUUCCGCCUCUGCCCGGUGGUGCCGGUGCUCCUACUUGA